CCUAUGCCGAGGUCUAGGGUUGCACAGUGGUGAUUUUGCCCUCCGCAGCAUGUGCAGCUGAGGCCUCUGUGUGGCUGAGGCAGGCAGCGAGGUCAGCUUGGCAGCCGUUCCCUCUUCAGCCCGGAUCUGGCCUCAGGCAGCCAGUGCCCCUGGACCCAGGAAGGGAUGGCAGAAGAAGAAGGCAGUGGGCUGCAAGUCCUGCUGAGUACGCUUCAGAGCUCCUCAGACAAGGCUGCCAUCCUGACCAUCCUCCAGCUCCUUGGAGAUCUCCUCUCUGUAGGCACGGACCGGAGGAUUCACUACAUGAUCAGCAAGGGUGGCAGUGAAGCUCUCCUGAAGACCUUUGUGGAUACCUCGAGGACACCUUCUCCUGACUAUGACGUUCUUCUGCCUCUCCUCAGGCUGCUGGCCAAAGUUGGCCUCAGAGACAAAAAGUUCGGGCACAAGGCGUUAGAAUUGGAAGCGCUUGAUGUGACACUGAUCCUGGCCAGGAAAAACUUGUCCCACAGCCACAACCUCCUCCAUUGUCUCUGGGCUCUGCGUGUGUUCGCCUCCAGUGUCACAACAGGAGCCAUGCUGGGGAUUAAUGGAGCAAUGGAACUGCUUUUCAAGGUUAUUACUCCUUAUACCCGAAAGCACACUCGAACAAUCAGGGCAGCCACUGAAGUUUUGGCAGUAUUGCUGAAAUCCAGGUCAAACAGCCGCAGGGCAGUGAACAGAGGGUAUGUCACCAGCUUACUCAGGCUGCAUCAGGACUGGCACAGCCGUGACACAGCCAACUCUCAUGUGCUGAUCCGCCGUGGACUUCUGCUCUGCCUCAAGCGCAUCACCACCCUGGUGUCUGGCAGGGAGGCCUUCCUGGCAGCCCAUGGCAUGGAGACGCUCUUCAGCAUUGCACAGAACUGCCUGGAGGAUGAAAGCAUGGAGCCUGUCAUUUCAGUUCUGCUUGAGAUCCUGAGGCAAUGCUACCCCAAGCGUCCUCUUCCCUUGGUCACAACCUGCAGUGCCUACAUCUUCCCGGUCCCAGGGGGCCUCCACUCUGUACCCACCUGUGCUGCGACUGAAGAGGAUUUUGAAGAUGAUGGUGAUGAGAUGGACAAAGACUCGGAUUUGGAAGAUGUGAAAGACCAAGGUGAUGACUUGGAAACUGAUAUGGAAAAGCUGAACUUCAAACCCGGUCUUGACAGACCUGAAGAGGAACUGAAGCAAUAUGAGGCCAUGUGCCUUGAGCUGUCCUGUGACUUUGAGGAACUGGGUUCCAAGCCUGGAAAUGAUUUGACCUUUGAAGUCCUUCAGCCUGCCAAUCACCACCACAUUCCGGUUGCUGCCUCCUCAAAGCAGCACUGCUUGAAUAAGGACCAAAGAGAAGACACAGUCCAGACAUCUCUUUUGAGCAUGGUGAAGAUGGGGAAGUCCACUGCACAUCCAUCCUCCAAAAAAAGACUUGUCAUGAGCACAUACCAACAUGUGCCCCCCAAUGGCCUUGGGGUAGAUUCUCUUAGAAAUGAUAUCUCUGAUAUACAAGAUUUUCUGGAGGAGGACAUAGAAGCCAUUUCUUGCCCAAGGAUGAAUGCAUUCUUUUCCAUUUCCACAAGACUAGAUAAGCUUCUACACACACGUGGCAAGAAUAUUCCUUUCCAUGACCCCUAUAUUUACAUGGCCAAAGCCAGAAGAACCAAAUCUGUGGUGGAUUUCAAGAUGAUAGCAUUUCCUGAUCUCUGGGGACACCAUCCACCCCCCUUUUCCCAGUCUAUGUUGGAACGCAAACGUGGAGUUCAAAGGAUCAAGAUAUCUGAGGAUGUCCGGAGGCUUGUCCAGCCAAGGGAUCUUGUAAACAGAGUCGUGUUUAGUUUAGAUGAGCCUUGGCCUUUUCAAGACAAGGCUUCCAGUUGCUUACAGUUCUUCUCUAAGUUUGAGUCAGGAAAUCUUCGCAAAGCCAUCCAAGUGCGUGAGUUUGAGUAUGACCUGUUGGUCAAUGCCGAUGUGAACAGUGCCCAGCACCAGCAGUGGUUCUACUUCAAAGUGAGCGGCAUGAGGGCUGCCAUCCCUUACCGCUUCAACAUCAUCAACUGUGAGAAGCCCAACAGUCAGUUCAAUUAUGGGAUGCAACCGACCCUGUAUUCUGUGAGGGAGGCUCUUCUUGGAAGGCCCACCUGGAUACGGACAGGACAUGACAUCUGUUAUUACAAAAAUCAUUAUCUCCAGGGUGCAGCUGUCACAGGUGGAGCAUCUGGGAAGUACUAUUACACCCUCACCUUCGCCGUCACCUUCCCGCACAGUGAGGACAUCUGCUACCUGGCCUACCACUAUCCCUACACAUACACAGCCCUCAUGACUCACCUUGAGAUCCUGGAAAAAAGUAUCAAUCCCAGGCAAAUCUACUUCCGGCAGGAAAGUCUCUGCCAGACACUGGGUGGGAAUCCAUGUCCACUGGUGACCAUCACAGCCAUGCCCGAGUCUAAUAGCACUGAUGACAUGGAGCAGUUCCGACACCGUCCAUAUCAGGUGAUCACUGCCCGAGCUCACCCUGGAGAGAGCAAUGCCAGUUGGGUGAUGAAGGGUACCUUGGAGUUCCUCAUCAGCAAUGACCCUGUGGCAAGGCUCUUGAGGGAGAACUUCAUUUUCAAGAUCAUCCCUAUGCUAAAUCCAGAUGGAGUCAUCAAUGGCAACCACAGAUGCUCGCUGAGAGGGGAGGAUUUGAACAGACAGUGGCUCUCUCCUGAAGCCCAUCUCCAGCCAACAAUUUAUCACACCAAAGGACUCCUCCACUACCUGAGCAGCAUUGGCCGGGGGCCUGUGGUCUUCUGUGAUUUUCAUGGUCACUCCCAGAAGAAGAAUGUGUUCAUUUAUGGCUGCAGCAUCAAGGAAACCUUGUGGCAAGCAAACUGUCCUGUGGGCACAUCUGCUCUCUUGGAGGACAUCAGUUACAGGACUCUUCCUAAAAUUCUUGAUAAGCUAGCACCGGCAUUCACUAUGAGCAGCUGCAGCUUUCUUGUGGAGAAAUCCCGAGCCUCCACUGCCCGGGUGGUUGUGUGGAGAGAGAUGGGCGUGUCUAGAAGCUACACCAUGGAGAGCAGCUACUGUGGCUGCAACCAGGGCCCCUAUAAGGGACUACAAUUUGGUACCAGUGAGCUGGAGGAGAUGGGAGCCAUGUAUUGCUUGGGGCUCCUCAUCUUGGAGCUCAAAUCUGGAAGCUGCAGCCAUCAGCUCCUGACUCGAGCCACAGCUCUGCUGAAUGAUGAGGAGGAUGUUCUGGGCCAUCACCUCCAGCGCAGGUGGAGCAGGAGCAGCGUCUCAGAACUGGAUGAUGAGCCGGCUUGCUUGGAAGAGAUUGACUACACUUCAGAUGUCAGCUCAGACCAAGACGGAAGCAUCCCUGAGCUAGACCGGCAAAUCCAGGAGUGUGUCUCCAAUCAGGAUGAGGCAGAAGAAGAGGAUGGUGCCAGGCAGAACAGAAAUGCCAUCCUGUAAUCCCCACAGUUCCCAAAAUGUCUGUUUCUGACUACUGGACUCAGACACACACAGUGUGAAACAGCCAGCCUGUGUGAAGUCCUGAUUUCAUUCUAGCUCCACUAUGCAUAGAAUCUGGGUACUUCAUGAUUAUAAUGUUUUUCUACACUGUUGUACUGCCCUUGGAACCUAGGCAUGCUGCCAUUGUGAUUAGAAUGGGGCCCCAGUGUAUGGGAUUAUCAUGGGACCUCUCCACACAGUACCGAACUCUCUGGCAUCUCUGUGCUUGAAGCCAACUGGAAGCAGCAGAGUGGGGCUGAGAAGCCAGGAGUCUAUGUGACUUUAAGUUGUUCCAUAUAUGAGUGUUCUAUGAGAGAUAGCAUCUGAGUUUUCUAGCACCAACAUUAGCCUCAAUGAAACCUUGAGGGCCCUGGAAAGGUCAUAUGGUACUGGUUGAUUAAGCAUAAAAUACUGUGCAGCCAAGUAAUUGCAAGUGUCAUCCUUCAGGUCUGUACUAGUAUAUGGUUUAUGGAUUUGGUAGAGACCUGAAUAGAUUUUAUGGAAUAAAAGAUGGUCACUGGUCCUCACAAAUUUCUAAACCUUGUAUAUUCAGUCCAUUAAGCCUGUGCUGGAAGACAACAUAGUGCCCUGGAAAAUGCAUUCACUUCAGAAUCAGACAGACAGAUGAGGCUCAUAUCCUGGGUCUGGCAUUACUCAUUAUGAAAACUUAAGCAAGUCUCUCCAAAUUUCAAGGAUUUUAUAUACUCAAUAAGAAUGAGUGUUUAUAUACCAUGAAGUUAUCCUAAAGACGAAAUGAAAUAAAACUGUGCAGUUUGGCACACACUGUAUAAUAGUGUUAGCUUUUUCCCCUCCAUGACACAAAGGAUUCUAUAUAAGUGUUCUUACAGCUACAAAAAUAUGUUCUCUGGGGCCACAUGAUUGAGAUAUAGUCUUACUGGAAGGACUCUGGAAAGGAAGUUCCGUGGGGAAGAGCUUUGGAUGGUGAUGCUUUACAAGUCUGUGUGCAGCGAGAAGCAGCUCAGAGGUAUGAUUGGUGAGGUCAGCAGACAGUUAGAGAAUGGGAGGUAAGAUGAGUAGAUUCAAAGUCAAAUAUGGGUUUACUCAAAACCAUAUGUAUUUAAUCAGAAUUAGAUUUGGCUAUGAGAGGUGGGAAAUUCAAAAUGUUAGCAAUACAUUUUCUUUCAUAUAGAAUUUCUCAUGUCCAGAGGUCAGAGCUGAGGUCAUGUUUGUGCAAGGACAGAAACCCAGCGUCUAGUCCUCCAGCUCUAGUGCAUAUUGCUUCAACUCUUGAUCUAGAAUUGCUGGGAAAGCAUCAGCUACUUUCUCUGCAACCCAGAGAGAAGCUAAAGAAUUGCUCCAAACAGGAUAUGUUUCCUACUUUUCAAGAAACUAUACGGAGCAUUUGUCCUUGAUCCUACUAACCGCAAAGUAGUUCUGUGAUCGCAAGUAACUCCAGGAGAGGUUGGAUGAUCAAUAUUUUCAAAAGAGAGCUUGUCUGAUUUACCAUCGACCACCAGAAAGUUUUGGAAACAUUAACAUAAUUCCACAGAAAAAUUACAAUGUUCUGUUCCUCUUGGUUAGCGGAAAGACGCAGAUCAAAAUUUUACUAGAAUUCAAACAUAAGACAUAAGAAAAAGGCAUGUGUGUUGUGUUUUAGGAAACUGACAUUGUUGAUAAUCUCUUCUGUUUCCAACUCUUUUUCAAAUUUUCUUGCUGCAUCUCAGAAAUCUCACCUCCAUCCUUCAUAGUAAGACAUUCACAUUUCCAUGGCAUACAUAAGAAGUUUAAAAGAAAUAGCGAAGACCCUGAAUUCAAACCCAAACUAACGGCAUCCCUUAACUUUUCCCUUAUGCCCUUUUUCCACUGAUAAAUUGAGGAAUACAUAAUGCUCCUGUUUCUCCAUUGUUUCGAAGAAGCAAGACAAUAAUAUUGUUGAAACGUAAAAGCUGGAAAAGGGGUGAGAGCAAUACUAACUCAUUGCCAGCAAUUAAUACCUCUGCCUGAAUUAAUAAUUAAUUAAUUUCUCACAUUUAUGAGAAAAAGGAACAAUAGCAGGUAAGUUUCAACAAGGGAACUUUUGAAAAAAUCAGGAACUUGUAAUAUUGUUGGUCUUUCUAUACAACAAAAGUAAGUUAAAGGAUCACUGUGUGUCCUGCAUUUUAUUAAGUCAUAGAAAACUUACAGUGAACUCAAGUUACAGUUAACAGGAAUAGCACACAGUUUAUUUUAGUACAGCGUUGUACAGUUAUGUAAAGGAUAAUAUGGAGCUAUAUAAAGGAUAAUAUGGAAAACACUUAAGAUUUCAAUGGUAAGAUCUUCUAGAAGUUGAAAAUUUAGAUGCCAUGCAGGAGUUUACAGGCAGAACAUGGAGGAAAUACAUAUGAAGAAAUAUAACUAAGAAACAGACACCUGUGGAGAGAUUUGGACAUGGACUAAAAUGUCCAGUGUUGCUAAAUUAAUGGAUAUAUUUGUCUAUUGAGGAAAGAGGACAUUAACAUGAGAUUUAAUAGAAAAACUAGAGUACAGUCAGAUUUAAUAUUUGUUGUGCUCGAUGGAAGGGGCGAAACUUAAUUCUGAAUGUGAUAGGGGAGAUCUCAAGACUUUUUGGCAGACGCACAUUGAGAGCUAGGCUGGACACCAGUGUGCAUGUGUCAGUACCCCAGCCCCAACCUGCUUGUAGCCUAUAGGUUGGUACUCUUGUCAGGCUGGUUAUUCACUAAUGUGAAGCAACUCCUGGGCCUGACAUUAUGACAGCUGAAGAACAGAGUGUUUGCACUGAGGGGAAGAUUAUGGGAGCCAUUUGUGACUAUGCAAACUGUUCAGAGACCCACAAGGUACUGUGCAGGAAGGGACCCUCACCAACACAGUACAUCAGGAAAUGGAAACGGAAGGAGAAGUAUACCUGGACAAGCCCACAGUUAGUGCCACCUCUAUGCACACAACUUGUUCAGGUGCAUAACCCCUUGACAUUAGAACCAUCUCACGUAUUUCCCUCAUCUCUGGUGAGCUUCUCUUCUCCCAUGAAUCUAUUGGGGAUAACCAAAACCAACUCAGAUUCACCUUUCUCCAUAGAAUCUUUUCUACACACCCAAGCCAGGUUAUAUAACCUGUCCUCUGUGAACCACUGUACUAUUUAUACAUUUAUUCUACAGCACAUUUGCCAUUCCCAACUUGACUUACAUGCUUUAUAUAGUCAUACCCCAGGCAGUACUGAGGAGUGAGCUCUAAAAUGCAUGAGCCUGCUAUUAUUUUGGCAUCGCUCAUUGUGCUGAGCAGACGUCUUGACAUGUUGAAGGAAUUCACAAAAAUGUGUCCCCCACUUGCCCUCUAGCUUCCAAACCAGACAUUUAACAUCUUAAUGAAAUUGCAUAUAUUUGCUUGAUUUUCUCCAAUUUUCCAUCUUCAAUCAGUGUUCAUGUUAUAUGGAAGAAAAAUAGUUUAACUAAAAGGGCAUCCUCCAAAGGCACAGAGCCUCUCUGGCAGGUGGUUGCCAUGGAAGGCUGCCUCUGGGCGAGGCGUGCUUGAGAAGGAGCCCAGUGGCCUUGUCCUCACAUGUACAAAGCAAACAUUCAGACAGAGCAGUGACAGUAGAAGGACAGCAUCCCUAAGUUUCCCUACUGGCUGCGGCAUUCAUCCAGGUGCUCUGGACCAUGCACUCACAUUGGUGGGAACUGGCUUUUGCAGCUCUGUGUGCCUUGUGCCAACUUGGCUUCCUAGGCACUUCUUGCAAUGGCAUUAGUGAGUUUCAACAUCCGAGAAUUCCAUCCAUUGGCUCUAAGUUCUUCUAAGCCUCCAGAAAGGAAUUCAGAGCCACAAAGAACAUCUGAGACGGCUAACCUGAUCCCUGAGUUACAAGCUCAUGUUGAGGGUUGCCAACACUAGUAAGUUCACAUGAAAUUCUUAAUGGGAGGAGACAUUCUCGUGUGUAGCUUCCAUUUAUCAGCCUGGAAAACUUAGCUGUAGAGUUGAUUUUUAUAUUCUGAGAGGAGCCUCUGCCUUAUGCUAAGAGAAGAGGCUCCUAUGAAAUGCUUGACCUAAGUCAACCUCAUUAGGAACUCAGCACAGUGACACAUGUGGUACAUCUGAACAUUUGGGCUAGCAUUAGUGAUAGAUUUAUUUUGUUCUACUGGUACCUCACAGCUUGGCUCUGAAAAGCUUCCAUCUUGGAAAGAUGCACAGACAGCAGCAUACUACUCAUGGCCAGAGAUUUUUGGGCAGCAAUAACUCAUCAGGUCUGGAGCUACUACUAUCUGCCCAGCAGAUAUUUUCUUGUUUGUGUUGCAAAUUGACUUCAUCCCCCUCCCACAUUCUUGA
Octodon degus (degu) is the source of this 7785-nucleotide messenger RNA. RefSeq names its product ATP/GTP binding protein like 1 (gene Agbl1). The record is from RefSeq and is a predicted model, not a curated record. The transcript has 23 exons. NCBI's taxonomy places the organism in Eukaryota, Metazoa, Chordata, Mammalia, Rodentia, Octodontidae. Gene Ontology annotation, biological process: C-terminal protein deglutamylation; protein side chain deglutamylation; proteolysis. Bases 166 to 3471 code for a protein of 1101 amino acids. Gene Ontology annotation, molecular function: metallocarboxypeptidase activity; zinc ion binding.